Messenger RNA from Xenopus laevis (African clawed frog), 3772 nucleotides. RefSeq names its product anoctamin-3 (gene ano3.S). Lineage: Eukaryota; Metazoa; Chordata; Amphibia; Anura; Pipidae. The record is from RefSeq and is a predicted model, not a curated record. The coding region runs from base 169 to 3120 and encodes 983 amino acids. The transcript is spliced from 27 exons.
UUUGAGGCUAAGUGCUUUGCUAGAGCAGGAGUCGUAUUCCCGAGCUCUCUGGAUUCUAUAAGUAACGGCAGCCCAGGAUCUUCACAUUUCGCUCCCUCAUUCUCAUUUUCCUAAAUUUGGUUUCAUUCAUUUGUAUUGGGGCACCGCCGAGAGCAUCAGUGGGAGAAGAUGGUUCACCACUCGGGGUCGAUUCAGUGCUUUAUGCAGCAUAAAGGUAUGUUUAAAAGUAAAAGUGGAACUGAUAAGGUGCAUCAAAUGAAGCCCUCAAGGAGGAGCAUGCCAUGCUUAGCCCAAAGUCAAACACAUCCUCAGCAUCUCAACAAACACACUUCAGUACAGAAUCGAGUGCAAGCACAGCCGGUUAGCGAAGGAACUACAGAAAGUGACCUAGAACAGCACAGAGAUUCAACAAAGGAAACUUACACGGAUGAUUCUGAGCACGGGGCCUACGACAGCCGCACAGAUCAAUCUCUACUAAUUCAGCAAAUACUCACCAGCCAGAAGCAAGGCUCUCGGAAAUCCCAAAAGUCUAAAGAAGAUUUGCUGAACACGGAUAAACACAUCUUUGAAAGAUUUCCAACAAAACCAGUUCGGGAUGAACUGGGCACUGUUGCGUCACUGGGACUCUUCUUCAAAGACGGAAUAAAGCUUAUCGAUUAUAUCUUGGUGUAUAAGAAAUCAAGUGCACAACUUGAAAAACGCAGCACCUUUGAAAAGAAUCUCCGAGCUGAAGGUCUAAUGUUGGAAAGAGAAACUGCCAUAACCAACAAUGAUAUCAUGUUCGUCAAAAUCCACUGUCCGUGGGACACGCUGUGCAAAUAUGCAGAACGGAUGAACAUCAGAAUGCCCUUUAGGAAAAAAUGUUAUUACACUGACUGGAGGAGCAAAACGAUGGGCAGUUUGCAAAGGAACAUGAGGCAGCUUAAAAGCUGGCUACCCAGAAACCCAAUGAAGCUUGACAAAGAAGCCCUUCCAGACCUCGAAGAGACAGACUGCUACACAGCUCCCUUCAGCCGUGCACGGAUGCACCACUUUACAAUAAACAACAGAGACACAUUCUUUAGCAACUCCACAAGAAGUCGGAUUGUGCACCAUGUUUUGCAAAGGACAAAAUAUGAAGAUGGGAAAUCCAAGAUGGGUAUCAACAGACUGCUCAGCAACGGCACAUAUGAAGCUGCUUUUCCACCACAUGAGGGAAGUUACAAAAGUAGGCACCCAAUCAAAACCCAUGGGGCACAGAAUCACAGGCAUUUGCUUUAUGAACGCUGGGCUCGAUGGGGAAUGUGGUAUAAGUAUCAGCCAUUGGAUUUAAUCAGGAGAUAUUUUGGAGAGAAGAUCGGCCUUUACUUUGCAUGGUUGGGCUGGUACACUGGCAUGCUUAUCCCUGCCGCUCUUGUUGGAUUGUGUGUGUUUCUGUAUGGAUUGUUUACCAUGGACUCCAGCCAAGUAAGCAAAGAGAUUUGUGAAGCCAAUGAAACAAUCAUGUGCCCAAUGUGUGAAAGGAACUGUACCCUCCAGCGGCUGAACGAGAGCUGUAUAUAUGCAAAGGUGACAAAUUUGUUUGACAAUGGGGGCACGGUGUUCUUUGCAAUAUUCAUGGCCAUAUGGGCUACUGUCUUCCUUGAGUUUUGGAAGAGAAGAAGAGCUGUUCUGACAUAUGACUGGGAUCUCAUUGACUGGGAAGAUGAAGAGGAGGAACUGCGUCCUCAGUUUGAAGCCAAAUACUCCCAACUGGAGCGUGUGAAUCCAAUCACUGGCAAGCCAGAGCCUUUCCAGCCUUUCAGUGAUAAGCUCAGUAGGCUGAUGGUGUCUGUGUCAGGGAUAUUCUUCAUGAUAUCGCUGGUGCUAACGGCAGUGUUUGCUGUUGUUGUCUACCGUUUAGUUGCUAUGGAGCAAUUUGCAUCAUUUAACUGGCAUUUUAUUAAGAAGUACUGGCAGUUUGCAACAUCUGGCACUGGGGUUUGCAUAAACUUCAUGAUCAUUAUGUCACUCAAUGUGGUUUAUGAAAAAGUUGCUUAUCUUCUUACUAAUUUAGAGCACCCAAGAACAGAUUCAGAAUGGGAAAACAGUUUCGCCUUGAAAAUGUUCCUUUUCCAAUUUGUCAACUUAAACAGUUCAAUUUUUUACAUUGCAUUUUUCCUGGGCAGAUUUGCAGGACGACCAGGGAAAUACAACAGACUGUUUCAAAGGUGGAGACUGGAAGAGUGUCAUCCCAGUGGCUGCCUCAUAGACCUGUGCUUACAAAUGGGAGUCAUAAUGGUAUUGAAGCAAAUGUGGAAUAACUUCAUGGAACUUGGAUACCCACUGCUACAGAACUGGUGGUCUCGGCGGAAGAUCAAGAAAGGCAGCCAGAUGGCAGAAAACAAAUGUACAAUGCCCCAGUGGGAAAAAGACUGGAACUUGCAGCCAAUGAAUGCACAUGGCCUUAUGGAAGAAUAUUUAGAAAUGGUUAUACAGUUUGGCUUCACUACAAUAUUCGUUGCUGCUUUUCCUUUGGCGCCACUCCUUGCAUUGCUGAACAACAUCAUUGAGAUAAGACUGGAUGCCUACAAGUUUGUAACACAGUGGAGAAGACCCAUGCCAGCCCGGGCAACUGAUAUCGGUAUCUGGUAUGGCAUCCUGGAAGGGAUUGGCGUCCUUGCUGUUAUCACCAAUGCCUUUGUUAUUGCCAUCACCUCAGACUAUAUCCCCCGUUUUGUCUAUGCAUUCAAGUAUGGUCCAUGUUUAGAUCAAGGAUACCGACAUGAAAAAUGCCUUGAAGGUUAUGUAAAUAGCAGUUUAUCUGUAUUCGAUCUAAAAGAGCUCGGGCAGGGAUAUUCCGGAUACUGCAGAUACAGAGAUUACCGAGAGCCUCCUUGGAGCUCCAACCCCUACGAAUUCACGUUACAGUUCUGGCAUGUUCUCGCUGCACGGUUGGCUUUUAUUAUUGUUUUUGAGCACCUUGUAUUUGGAAUCAAAUCCUUCAUUGCCUACCUGAUCCCUGAUAUGCCUAAAGACUUGUGUGAUCGAAUGAGAAGAGAAAAGUACCUGGUCCAGGAGAUGAUGUAUGAAGCUGAGCUGGAACAUUUACAGCGGGAGAGGAAAAAGAAUGGGAGGCACUAUAACCAUGAAUGGCCUUAGCUGACAGCACAAGAUUUUGACUCUGCACAAACCGAAUGGAUCAUGAUCUUAUUCUACAUAUACAGUAUAUAUGCGUAUAUUGUAUUUUUUGAAAACUGGAACAGAAGCCAGAAUGGACUGGUCCAUUUGGUGACCUUUCGGAAGAACCUCAAAGCAGAUACCUCGGGAUAAUUGAAGAUGUGGCCUCUUAUAUAUUUUUACUUGUUUCAUGGCGAUGCAUGAAGAUCUUUUUCAGUUGGGGCAUGUCCAAAGACCACAUUGACUUGAACAUACUAUUUGCUUUGUGCUUUCUGGAUGAGGAAAGAACAGAGUUUUGUUUGUAUUUUGCAGGCUGUGUACUGCCCGGAGCAAGCGCAGCUCCUGCCAUUGAUAUCAGCAGCUUUAAAAUGCCUUGUUACCAUGCAAUGCAUGGAGAUACCAUUUCAACUUUAAUUCCAUUGUGCUCACCAACUACUUAAGGUUUCAUAACGUGAGGACAGACUAGGAGGAUGUGACUUGGUAACAUAUUAAAUCCACUGCCCCAAUACUGUAUUUAUCUUAAGUACCAGGACCAUCACACUAAACUCACUUUACACUUGAAGGGGAACUAUCUCCAAAAUGAAAAUUUAAUAUAAGCGUCAUCAUACUGAAAUAAGAAAUUUUCUAAAUACAA